AUGGCUACCUACUACGCAGCUCCCCGCGAAAAGCGUUAUCACAAAUAUAAGAAGGUUCUUUACUUAGAACCUCCCACCAACGGUAGCAAGACCGUUCGCACCCGCGUUACCACAAUCGUCCCUCCCCCUGAGCCCGAACCCGAGUUUGUGCACUGUCCAUCACCCGCCCCAGCGCUCCCAGAGCCCAGGUAUACGCCGCCACCACCGGUAGUCGUCGAACCUCUACCGCCGCCACCUCCUCCGCCCGCAUCUGUACACUACUCUCCUCCGCCCGCAUCUGUACACUACUCUCCUCCACCCGCAUCUGUACACUACUAUCCUCAGCCCGAGCCCGAGCCCGAGCCUGUACGUGAACCGUCACCGGACGUCGGGAUUGAGGUCAUCGCGGUAGACGUAGACCCAGACCAGUCCAGCAGAUCCGGCAGGUCCAGGUCUUCGAGGAGCUCCAAGAGCUCGUCGCGAAGCUCCAAGUCGUCGUCGCGCAGCAGCACCAGCGGCCACAGCAGACAUGGUCGAGAGCGCGAGGUCUACAUCGAACGGGAACGCAUGGUGCCCGUCCGCGUACCCGUGCCUUAUCACGUACACCACGUCGAGUACGAGCAGCCCCAGCAAGACUCGUUCCGUUACAUAGAAGCUCCCAGGCGGUAUGAGCCCCCGCGACGACGGAGUCCAGAUCACGAGAUCGUCAUCGAAGAUCAUCGUCACCGGAAAUACAUCCGCGACGGCUGA
Molecule: messenger RNA, 729 nt
Organism: Daldinia vernicosa
Lineage: Eukaryota; Fungi; Ascomycota; Sordariomycetes; Xylariales; Hypoxylaceae
Exons: 1
Coding region: 1-729 (242 amino acids)
Source: RefSeq, a predicted model, not a curated record